GCCAACAAUGUUGGCGUCAGUCUUGGAAACGAUGGGUCUUGUCCAGAGCCUGCCACGCGACGACGGACGCCAGGUGCACCCACUGGCCGCCUUCCCCGAGGCCUUCUGCGUCAAGCCCUCGUCCAUCCAAUACCCGAGCGUCGUCUGCAGCCCGAGCAAGCACGUCGCGCUAACGCUCGUGCCUGGCGCGUCGGCCAUGGCGGUCGUCCACGUGACCAACCCAACCAAGUACCUCAUUGCCUUGCACCUCUCAGCGUCGCACGAUUUCUAUACGAUCCGGCCACCGUACACGUGCCUCCCGCCGGGCCGGACGAUCGCGAUUGCCAUUACCGUCUCGGCCGCCGACUGCCUCCGCGUCCUCAAUACGCCGGCGCCGCGCAAGCCGGAUCUGCUCACACUCGCGACGGCGUCGUUCAAGGACGUGCCUGCCUAUUUACACAGCCGGCUACAGACCGAGGUUGUUCAAGACGUCUGGCAGCAAAUUCCGCCCGAGUACAUUGCGACGACGACGCUCCAUGCAUCGUGCAGUCCGUGGACAACGGCGGCCGACGACGAGCCGUGAAUCAAACUCUUAUCUAUCACCC
This is a messenger RNA of Saprolegnia parasitica CBS 223.65, 584 nucleotides long. RefSeq lists its product as hypothetical. The record is from RefSeq and is a predicted model, not a curated record. Lineage: Eukaryota; Oomycota; Saprolegniomycetes; Saprolegniales; Saprolegniaceae. Bases 8 to 562 code for a protein of 184 amino acids. The transcript has a single exon.